Polyodon spathula (Mississippi paddlefish) is the source of this 1796-nucleotide messenger RNA. Its product is annotated as 4-trimethylaminobutyraldehyde dehydrogenase-like. The transcript is spliced from 3 exons. The record is from RefSeq and is a predicted model, not a curated record. Lineage: Eukaryota; Metazoa; Chordata; Actinopteri; Acipenseriformes; Polyodontidae. Bases 1 to 534 code for a protein of 177 amino acids. Gene Ontology annotation, molecular function: 4-trimethylammoniobutyraldehyde dehydrogenase (NAD+) activity; aminobutyraldehyde dehydrogenase (NAD+) activity.
AUGGACAGCCCCCAGAGACUGACUGACUCCCCCCUCCCCUCAUCUCCAGGCAAUGCGGUGAUGUUCAAGCCCUCUCCGUUGACGGCAGGGAUCCUGGCAGAGAUCUACGCCCAGACAGGCGUUCCCGGGGGUCUGUUCAACGUGGUGCAGGGCAGCGCCGAAACUGGCACCCUCCUGUGCCUGCACCCCGGCGUGGCAAAGGUGUCCUUCACUGGCAGUGUGCCCACUGGCAUCAAAGGGGCCACGGUGCUGUGCGGAGGUGAGCCAUAUGUGUCUGAAGAUCCCAAACUGAAGAACGGGUACUUCAUGUCCCCCUGCGUCCUGAGUAACUGCACUGACGAGAUGACGUGUGUAAAAGAGGAGAUCUUUGACCCAGUGAUGUCGGUCCUGCCCUUCGACACCGAGAAGGAGGUCCUGCAGAGAGCCAACAAUACCACCUUCGGACUGGCCUCUGGUGUCUUCACCAGGUACCACACUGCCCGGGCGGGCCUCUCUGCCAGAGCUCACUCAGCGCUCCUCUUAAACACAUUGUAAAACCCGGAAUGGAUCAAACUGCUCUGUAGGGAGUCUAAUUUCCAUCCCUGUGGUAGGGGCAUUUGUCUGUUUCUUCUUUGUCCUGGCUGGGCAAGGAAAUACUGCACAGGGAUGUUUGAGUUGCACCACCUCUUGUGGUGGUGUUGCUCUCAAAGGGAAGUGUUCAUUGAUCUAGAUGGUGGUGGUUUUUUUACUGGGAAUGCGUAAACCUUGCAUCGUCUGAGCAGAAACAGACAGGGUCGGGUCAAUCCCCAUUCUCUCUUUAUUCAGUUCUGUUAAAAUGAGCUUCUCAGACAGUGGCAACAAAUGACUUGGGCACUAUAAUUAAUUUAUAUUGGCUACAAAUGAAAGCAAUGCAACAAUCACAAUAGCAUCACUAAAAGAUUCCUUUUGAAGGGAUUGGAACUGACCCGACCCUGGAAAUAGUAAUAGUGGGUUACAGGUGGGAAUGGAGGCACAGGUAGUAGUAAAUUACACCGGUGGAAUUCCAGUGUUACAGAUCUGUAGGUUUUAAGGAGCCUCUCUCUUAAGAAGGUUGUAUCCUGCCUUUUGACCCCUGCUCCCUUCGCAGUUUUCAGGAGAGAGAACGGCACGGUAACCGUGGAGUAUUACUCACAGCUCAACACUGUCAUCGUGGAGAGUCCCUUCUAGAACCCGGAACCCUCUGCUCCCUCACUGUUCUGCAGUGCACUCUGAGCUGAGAGCUGUGAUUCCCAGCAGUCAUUCUGCAGACCAUAGCUGGGGAGUUAGCAGUAUUUUCUUACUCAUUUUCAUUCUUUUCCUUCAAUGUGAGAUAUUCCAGGGGCAGGUGCAGACUGCUGGGUAAUUCUAGAUAAAACUACAAUUACUAAAGUGUGUGUGUGUGUGUGUUUGUUUUUUUUUUUUUUUUUUUUUUUUUUUUUUUUUAUAUAUAAAGCCAGCGUAAUGAUCAAAAGAUACUCUGUGUAACUUUCUGUACUCUUGUGUGUUCUUACAUUUCUUUUUUGCAAGUAAGAAAUGUAUCCAUUUCAAACACAAACAUUCAAGCAGCUGCCACUGCUGUUAAUAAAAUGCAGCUGUGGUAAUAAAUAACCCAAAGUUUGAGUGUUGUAAUGACUAUUUGUUUAUGAGAGCAUUUAUACUUUUAAAUGGAGACAGUGCUGCACUGAUACAAGUUGAACUGCAACGACCAUGAGCAGCACAGCGUGCUUGCCAGAGGCACAGUCGCAAGGCACCUGCUUCGCCUACAUAUCAGAGUGGAAAAUGUGGACGUGAUAGAUUCU